Perca fluviatilis (European perch) is the source of this 1908-nucleotide messenger RNA. RefSeq names its product spidroin-1-like. The record is from RefSeq and is a predicted model, not a curated record. Lineage: Eukaryota; Metazoa; Chordata; Actinopteri; Perciformes; Percidae. Bases 376 to 1536 code for a protein of 386 amino acids. The transcript has 4 exons.
GAGAAACGAUUGAAAGCUGAGACAGACUUAGCGCGCUCAGUUGUUGCUUCACCUGCACCGCCUCACACAGCUGACAGACACACAGAGAAACGACUCUGAGGACUGAAAGCUGAGACAGACUGAGCACGCUCAGAUGUUGCUUCACCUGCACCACCUCACACAGCUGAAAGACACAAAGAGAAACGACUCAGAGGACUGAAAGAUAAGAGACAGACUGAGCACGCUCAGUAGCUGCUUCACCUGGACCGCCUCACACAGCUGACAGACAAACCGAACCUUUCUGAUCACAUCAGAUCACAGUUUGAUUUAAGUUCAGCUUCUUCAUCACUCUGAAGAGGAGAUCUCAACACUUCAGGAGGACCAGGAGACCUCAAGAUGGGGGGUUCAGAGUCAACACUAAGAAGAUGGAUCAGAGACCUCCCUCCUCAUCUGUCUGGAUUAAUGAACAAACUUAAAGUCAGAAAGACGCAGAAGAGAACACCUGGAUAUGUUGCUGGAGGAGUAGGAGCAGGAGUAGGACUAGGAAUAGGACUCCUGUUCCUUGCAGCUCCGUUCACUAGGGGGGCUAGUUUAGCAGCAGUAGGAGCAGGAGUGUUAGGGGUAGCAGGAGGAGUAGUAGCAGGAAGAGCAGUAGCAGGAGGAGUAGGAGCAGAAAUAGGAGCAGCAGUAGGAAUAGGACACCUGUUCUUUGCAGCUCUAUUCAGUAGGGGGAGUAGUUUAGGAGCGUUACCAGUAGCAGGAGGAGCAGCAGCAGCAGCAGUAGCAGCAGAAGCAAGUGAAGGAGUAGCAGGAGGAGUACGAGCAGUAGCAGUAGGAAUUGGAGCAGUAGCAGGAGGAGUAGGAGCAAUAGUAGGAAUAGUAGUCCUGGUACUUGCAGCUCCGUUCACUGGGUGGGUUAGUUUAGCAGGAGGAGUAGCGUUAGCAGUAGCAGGAGGAGCAGUAGCAGGAGGAGCAGUAGCAGGAGUAGGACUCCUGGUCCUUGCAGCUCCGUUCACUGGGAGGAAUAGUUUAGCAGCAGCAGCAGCAGGAGUCGGAGCUGCAGCAGGAGGAGGAGGAGCAGUAGUAGGAGUAGGACUCCUGAUCCUUACAGCUCCGUUCACUGGGAGGGUUAGUUUAGCAGCAAUUGGAGCAGAAGUGUUAGCAGUGGUAGGAGGAGUAAUAGCAGGUGGAGCAGUAGCAGCAGGAGACACAGGAGGAGGAGCAGCAGCAGGAGGAGUAGUAGCAGCGGAAGACGCAGGAGCAGUAGCAGGAGCAAUAGGAGCAGUAGUAGGAAUAGGACUCCUGGCCCUUGCAGCUCCGGUCACUGGGGGGGCUAGUUUAGCAGUACUUGGAGCAGAAAUGUUAGCAGUGGUAGGAGGAGUAGUAGCAGGAGGAGCAGUAGCAGCAGAAGACGCAGUAGCAGGAGCUGCAGAAGGAGGAAUAGGACUCCUGGUCCUUGAAGCUCUGUUCACUGGGAGGGUUAGUUUAGCAGCAGCAGCAAUGUUAGCAGUAGUCGCAGGAGGAGCUGCAGCAGGAGCACUAGUAGGAGGAAGAUGAGCUGUGGUUGUAAAUGUAAAUGUGUGGUUGUAAAAAGGAAAGUGUUCAUGGAGAUUAUAGAACGGCUGAAGAACGAUCUGGAAGAAAUAAAGAGGAUGUGUGAGAAGUUCUUCAGGCUGGAAUCAUGCUGACAGACAUGGAGGACUUUCAGAGGAUUCUGGGACAAGUGUCUGAACUGGCAGGAAGGAGUGAAGAAGUUUUGUCUUUCACUGAAAUACCAUAGACUGUACUGUAUAUUAAUGGACAGAGCAUGUGUGAGUCACCCUUUGGUUUGUGGAGAUCAGCUUUGAGUCGUUGAGUUUUCCGUUACGGGCGCAGCCAUCCUGGUUGCGGAUAUGAUGAUUUUAGAUGAGAGGGAGGAGUGAAGGAGCA